UUGUAUUGUCUGCAUUCGGUCGUGCCCAAGCAAAGAGAUCACUAAGAAUGUCUGGCCGAGGAAAGGGUGGCAAGGUCAAAGGAAAGUCAAAGUCGCGUUCUAGCCGGGCUGGACUUCAGUUCCCAGUGGGUCGUAUUCACAGGCUCCUACGCAAGGGAAACUACGCUGAGCGUGUCGGUGCUGGCGCCCCUGUGUAUCUGGCGGCUGUGAUGGAGUACUUGGCUGCCGAAGUUCUUGAGCUGGCUGGUAAUGCAGCCCGUGACAACAAGAAGACCAGGAUUAUUCCUCGUCAUCUGCAACUAGCCAUUCGUAACGACGAAGAGUUGAAUAAGUUGUUGUCUGGAGUCACUAUUGCCCAAGGCGGUGUGUUGCCAAACAUUCAGGCUGUUCUUCUUCCUAAGAAAACUGACAAGAAGGCUUAGGUACUGAUUUAUAAACCGGCCCUUUUAAGGG
Messenger RNA from Zootermopsis nevadensis, 453 nucleotides. Its product is annotated as histone H2A. Lineage: Eukaryota; Metazoa; Arthropoda; Insecta; Blattodea; Termopsidae. Gene Ontology annotation, molecular function: structural constituent of chromatin; protein heterodimerization activity; DNA binding. Gene Ontology annotation, cellular component: nucleosome. The record is from RefSeq and is a predicted model, not a curated record.